This is a messenger RNA of Strigops habroptila (Kakapo), 5250 nucleotides long. RefSeq names its product G protein-coupled receptor 160 (gene GPR160). NCBI's taxonomy places the organism in Eukaryota, Metazoa, Chordata, Aves, Psittaciformes, Psittacidae. The transcript is spliced from 2 exons. Bases 412 to 1431 code for a protein of 339 amino acids. Gene Ontology annotation, cellular component: plasma membrane; signaling receptor complex. The record is from RefSeq and is a predicted model, not a curated record.
CUGCCCGGCGCUUUGCACAGCUGACGAUUAGGAUAAUAAUAACAUUACAGACGGAUCUGAGUGAUCGCUUACAUAGCAUGACCCUGUUCCGCGUGCAGGUUGCCUCCUUUCUGCAUGCGCAAGUGCAGCAUCCAGAAUAUGAAAGAGAGAAUACACACAGGAGACUUUUAAGUUGUAGUGUAAAAUGUGUUCGGUUUUAGACGCUAAAAUGUGCUUGUGCAGAUGAAGAGUGAAGCGGCAUGCCCUUAUAACUGAGCUCGGUGGGUGCUUCUCAAGUUGUACUGCCAAGUACUUGGGGUUGUUCUUACUUUGCUUUUCAGGAGACACUGACUCAAAUUUCACCAAUUCUGGCAAGCUGGUAUGAAGCACUGUGCCCUGUGAUACUUCCCUUGCUGGUCUCACCACUGGAGGAUGGCUGCUCUACACUCUGAAAAUUGCCCUGGUCAGUACCCGUACACGCAGGGCAACCAGCAGCUUGAGCUCAGCUGCAUGCUGCUCUUGAUUAUGUUCGGAAAAGUGUUCCUUGAUUUCUUCAUGUUGCAAGUUAAGAAAAAACCCGUGAAAGUUAGUUUUAUGGGUUACUUCUGUGUUUCAGUGGCACUUGUCGAUUUCACACUGCUGAUGAGUAUCUCUUUCAUUUUUUAUUUUGAGGACUUUGCACUCUGGGGUGUGCGAUUUACAAAGUACCACAUUUGCCUGUUCACUCAGGUGAUUUCUCUUACCUACGGUAUUCUGCAUUAUCCAGUGUAUCUUGUGGCUGGCCUGGAUUAUUACAUGACUGUAGCCCAAACUUCUCAGUUUCCUAAAAGAGGUCAAAGAUUACUUUAUAUAUUUACUGUGGUCGUUAUAUGGAUUUCAGGGUUUUUUUGUAUUCUGAAAGUUCCCGCUAUCUAUGAAGAACUAGACACUCAGAACCAUUUUUCUCCUUAUCGGUGUCCCCUCUAUGGCAGCCUGCAGAGUUACUCAGUCUCAUGUGCCAUGGUGCUGCUCACAGGCGCAGCUCUCCUGGCUUGUCGGAAGGAAGUUACAACCAUGCUGUUGUCUGUCAGGGUAGUUUCCUUUGCCAGUCAGCCUGUUCUGAUGUUCUCCUAUGUGUCCAACACCAACAGCACUUGCUUUAAGUGGCAGCUCCUGACCAGACUCCUCAUCUGUUUUCUUGGCACUUGGGCACCUUUUGUUCUUCUUCAAAUCAUCAUUUUGUUUCUCGGUGCCCGGAUUCCAGCCUACAUGGAGAUGAACGUCCCCUGGCUGUACUUCAUCAACAGCUUUCUCAUCGCAGUAGCAUACUGGUGUCGGUGUCACGAUGUCGAAUUGACAGAGGAGAUGUGGUCUACAGAUCCAUUUGUUAGCUGGAAAUUCUGCUUUAUCCCAUUUAACAAUGAAAGCACAGAGCCAGCUGAUAAGCCAGGCACAGUAAUUGUAAUCUGUUAAUGAGCUGCUGACUGAAAAGACUGCAAAUAAGUGCUGUGCAAUAGAAGCGUGUCCUUACAGAUAAUACAGGAAACAUCUCCAGAGCCACAAUCAAUGGAGAAAAGUCCAGCAUCCACCAACGUCGCACCAGAGACUGGGACACACUUGGUUCCAGUGGGCAGUGAGCAGCUGCCAGUUCAAAGGAUUUGACUUGAAUGUACGGGUGUAAGGAGACCACUACUUGUGUGGAACAAGUUUUCAGUUAAGCUUCGUGUUUAUGAGUAGGAUUUCACACUUCCUUUAAAUGGAAUGAGCUCAGGUUUUGUAGUACAAAACGGAAUAAAGCCUUCUUCAGAGCUGGGGACCUUAUAUGUUAUGUCCCCAUGUUAACCUACUGUCAAAGCUUCAAACAACUUCUGUGACUUUCGAAGCAUAUUUUCUUGUUAAAGUGUGACUUUUUGUCAGUUUGAUUGAAGGGCUGUUCUCUGUUUAAAUAGAAAUAAAUUGUUUCAGUUAACGUAAAGCAACUUCCACAGCUAUAGGAAAGGUGAUGUUUUGUUGUUUCUUUGCUAUGCCUAUACAUAAAUACAUGCCCAAGGUUAAAGAAUGUUAAAAAUUACUUUAAAAUAGUUAAAUUUGAAGUGGGACUACUUCAGUAGGGGAAGAAUUAGUCAGGCUUCUAGCAAAAAUACUGUUAAUUUUCAAAUUCUUCAGUUCUAUGAAGGUCUGAUUUAAUUUUGUAGAAGAGAAAUAAGUGAUACAAAACCAAAGCAGACAAAUGGAAGUAGCAUUUAUUUCUGAAGCACUGAACUCACAUUACAAUGUUGUAUUGAAAUAGAAACUGUAAGUAACUGAUGCUGCAGGUUGGUUAAUCCUUCACCCAGACCCACGGGGAACAAUGGUAUCACACAAGAAUACUCAUUAAGAAAAAUCUGCAGGUAACAAAAGGUGCAAUUACAAGCAAGUUCAAGCAGCAUAGUAUAAGGUGCUUUGUUUCAACAUCUGUAUGAUGGAUUUACCCAUUAACAGGCAGAUUAAAGAAAUUUUACUUCUACAGGAUCAUGACAAAGGAGAGAAUCUAAAAUUCAUUCACAUGCCAGUUGGUAAUAGGAAAGUGCUUUUUUUACAAAAAGAAGAUUCCCAAAGUGAAGAUCCUAUUUUUACAUAGUUCACCAUGUGCUCUUCAACUGUAAAAUUUCAUUUUGGGGUUAUAAUGUACAUUACUAUGUAUCAAUUAUAGACGUAAGAUUUAAUUGUAGAAUUUAAUGCUCCAUGGGCUAAAAUUUCCUAUAAAAGAAUAUUCCAGUAUAUCACUCCAUAAGAAUACACAAUCACAUCUCAGUCAUAUAUUAAUCUUACAGUUUUGCAAUAUAUCAAAGUCCAGUUGCCAUUCUGAUUUAUUACUUCACACUACAUAGCGCUUCUUUCACCCACAGUCUGUGGUAAAUGUCUCUGAGGUUUCAGUGAUGUAACUUUCAGCAGUAGAAAAUGGUUUGGGGAAAAUCUGUUAAAAAGGCCAUAGAAAGGACAGUAAAUGAUCAAAACCUGGAUUUUAAAACAAGUGCAAUAAGAGGAGGCGAUGCUUAGCAACAUAGUUCGGAGUGUUUGGCACCACAACUAUUUUCAUCCUUUAUGCUGGAAAAUGUAUUUGGAGGAAAUUCUAUGUUAAAAGCAGGAAAGCAUCGACAAUGUUAACGUGAAAAAGCAACUUUAAGCAACCGUUCGCUGUUCUCUCAAAUUGCAAUUCCUGUUAUUUAGCACUUGAGAUGCUAUAGGAUAAGCCAUGUCUAAACACAUUUUUUUGACACAGCAUUUCUUCAGGUUUUAUAUGAACUGGACACCCACUGAAAUGGGGUUGGCAAUAUUUACAAAACCGAGUUCCAUUUAAAAACUGGGAAAUACCUCAAAUACAGCAAUGCACCAGGCAUUGCAGGUCAUGAAAUAACUAAUCCCUACAGACUUGGCAGGGAAGGGAAAGCUCCUAAUUUAAAAUUCAUUUAACACCAGAUGAAGGCAAAGUUAUUUUCAAGAAGAUUUCAGAUGCUUCUGCUUUGCGUGGUUGGUCUCACCCUUCUGAUUCAUUAAGGUCUGUGGGUGAUGCACUUCUUGCAGUUCCAGUUGGGUAAGGCUGCUGACAUACUUUAUUAUCAGGGUGGUCCAGCUUAUCAUCCCCUAAUUAAAGUUUACACAACCCCAUCUAUCUUACUGCGGCAGAACUCCCGUAGCUGCUGCAGUGCUCUCAAGCCAUUUUAAAAUCUUCGCUUUUACAGGGAAGCCACCACAUGCAGCCAAAGCAAAUAUUAACAUAUUGAUGUUAUGGCACUAUGUCACUAUCAAAUCCAUCCUUCCAUACCGUUAUGGAAGAAGUGCCAAAGAGCAUCAACCUUUAGGUAGGCUGUAGUGGCACUACAGGUCCUCACAUAGCAUCCAACUGUGGUGCCUAAGCCUCCUAAGUAGCUAUUUCAAAAUAUAUUAAUAGCACCUCUCCUUGUAAGCCCACUUUUAUCCUUGACUUUUUACAGAGGGAGAUCCCUCCCUCCAAAUAACUCUUUUCUUUCCUCCAUGCAUUUUCUUUUUUCUGUUUCUGGGAAGUCCUAAGAGUGAACCCAAAGUGCAGCCAUACAACCAUAAACCAUUACUCUCUGCAACAGGAUCUCAGUUUCACUGCCAGACAGAAAGAGGAGAGAAGCCAUGCUAGGAAAUAACUACAGACAACCACUGUGCUAUCUCCUCUGUACAUUACUUCUUAUGCUGCGCCAGCAUCUAACGGCCUUGUAAGAUUCAAAUACUUUAGUCUUAAUUCUUACAGGAUUAUUUGAUAUUAAUGGCAACAGCAGCCAAAGUGUUAACCCUUUGUGAGGAACUUCUGUACUUUCCUCUUAUGAAGAAUGCCUUAACAAAAACCACAAAAACCAAAAAACCACAAAACAUUGAUUUUAAUGAGAUACUCUAUGUCUUUUCAACUCUAAAUAGAAGUAUUUGGCACUCAUUAAUAAAUCCUUUCAUUCUUUACACACAUCUUUCCUGAUCAGUACUGGUUUGUUAACACUGUAACACAAAGACUACUUAAAAAAGAAGUUGGGUGUGCAUAAUACCUCAUUGUUCUUUCAAACAUCCAACUUUGCAAAAAGCUGCCAGAAGACAGCAGCAUCCUGGCUGCCAGCACACUGCCCAGGUGGCUGAGGACGACGCACGAGUCUGCCCACGGGUUGACCAGACUUCACCCACAAAGUAGAUACGCCUCAUGAAUCAGUUAUAUUUGUGCUUCUAGCCUCAUCCCAUAAUCAGCAAGGAUACCUGCUUUGGUACCUACAAACAAUACUGUCAGCCUUUUGACAACCCUACGGAACAAUACAGUGCUUUUUACACUCAAUUAAAAUGCUCUAAGUGUUAUGUGUUGCACUUUAAAGAUAUUUAUCAUCACUAUGGAUGUACAGUUCUGCGCAAAUGAUAAUUCUUUCUAAAUGGAAAAAAAUCUCUUUAGAUCUCCUUUUUCUAGCUCCUUACUGUGCACAGUAAUUUGGGAUAAUUCAGCAGGAAGCUUUAAGAUUUUUUAACUUGAAAUCUGUUCGUAACACUGACUCCUGGAAUUGUGCUUUGGAAAAGCUAGAUCAAUGGUUACAAAAGGUAGACUGUGAGCUUACUACAUACCUCCAAUUACAAGCAUAUUCACAAGCAUAUCUUGGAAUUUUGGUGGGGUUUUUUCCCUCCCUUUUCCUUCCACAUAGCUGUAAGAGAUCAGUAAAUAAAAUACACAACCUUCAAGUGAAUGAGCGGGUGUGUGGAAGUUCCAACGCAGAGGUUACACAAACCUAUAGAGUGGCUUUAGGAUGGGGUCUU